CUCAAGAAAUUUAUAUGGGAAAGAAUUAUCAACAAAAGCAUACAUGAACUCUCGAUAUCCAAUAGUUAUAAGUCGAGUCUUUGAUUUACCCUCGGAAAAACCUACUUUUACCUUAGAAUGUCCCCCUGAUAUUGAUUAUACAAAUAUUUUGGGCUUUAAUGAGAAAUUGAUGAAUGACGCAAAUAGAUAUACACUUUUAAAUAACUAUGAAAUAAUUCCUCAUGUAGAAGAAUUCAAACCACUUUUCGUAGAUAAUGAACUAUUUGAAUACAACCAAAAGGUUGAUAACAUAGGAAGAAAUGGAGAAGACAUUUUAACUGCUAUGCAAACAUUAUGGAAUGAAAUAAUGAAUAUUAAUAAAAAAAAUUAUAAUUUGUUAAAAGUAAAAUUACACGAAACAUUCCAUCAAUACAUGAUUCAAUGUAAUAUGCCAAAAAAAGCUUACGUUAAUAAAUGGAGACAAUGCUUAAAACUUAUUAAUCAAGGAGGACAUAACCUCGAAAAAAGAUUGAACAAACAAUUUUAUACUUGGUACAAUCAAAACAAAUUAUAUCUUGAAGAAUAUAGAAGAUUGACUGUUCUGAAUCAAAUAGUUUGGAAAGCACUCUCAAACCAAAUUGAAUAUUCCUGUAGAAAAAUAAUGACCAGCGAUAUUUCUUCAUUUAAACGUAUAAAUGAAUUGAAACGUUUAGAAGAGAAAGAAGAAAAAGAUGCUGAAGAAGAAAUGAAGAAAAGAGAACAGUUAAAGGAAAAAAAAAAAAGUAGACGCAGUAUAUGGUUUUCUUGUGGAGGAGAUAAACAAAAGAAUGAUACACAAGAACAUUCAUCGAAAAAUGUUAGAGAACACCAAAUAAAUGAAUAUGGAGAUAUAUUGCCAUCAUUAAGGGCCAGUAUUAAUAAUUCAGCUAUUAAUUAUUAUGAUACUGUAAAAUAUGCUGAUUACUUGGACCAUGAAUCAUCAGAUGCUCUUUAUACAGAGGAAGAUUAUUGGUUUGAUUUGGAAAAGCAGACGUAUACGGACAUAAUUAAUAUGCGUAAAGAAGAAAAUGCUCAAUCACAACGAGAUGAAGAAAAAAAAAAAAAAAAAAAGGAUAAAACACAAGAAAUUAUAACUACUAAACAAGAAAAUAUUGAAGUGCCUUCUGAGAAAGUUGAAAAAAAAUUAGAAUUAGAUAAAAUAACAUUUCUCCAUGACAAAAAAUUUUAUGAUAUAUUAGGUGUCGAUAUAAAUGCAGAUAUAAACAAAAUUAAUGAAUCUUAUUAUAAAUUAGCCAAUAAACAUUAUCCAGUAUAUGGAUCAACACUUGAUGAUCUAAAAAAAUUUAAAGAAAUUAAUGAAGCAUACCAGAUUUUAGGAGAUAUUGAUAACAAAAGAAUAUAUAAUCAAUAUGGAUAUAAUGGUAUAAAGAAUUUUAAUUUUAUACACCCAUCCUUGUUUCACUUUUUUUCUUGUUUAAAAAACUAUGAUUAUUAUACUGGAACACCUCAUAUAACAAUUAUUUUGAAAUUUUUAUUUGAAAAAAAAUUAACUAUGGACGACAUAGAAACAAAAUCUCAGUAUAUUAUGCGUGUUAUGAAUGAAUAUCAAAAGGAAAUUGAAGAUAUAUUAUCUUUAAGGUUAAUAGAUAAAAUACAAGGAAAUAUAGAUGGUAUUAAAAAUUGGGACACACUAAUUAUAAGUGAAAUUAAGAAAUUAUUAAAAUCUCAUUUUUCUUUGCCAAUUUUAGAUUCUAUGGCACACAUAUUUACAAAUGUUUCUGAAUGCUAUAAUGGAAACCAAAGAAAAGCAAAAAAGAAAAUUGAAAAAAGAUUCAAAAAAAAUAAAUUAAAAUCUUCAUGUGCUUACAAUGAAUUACGAUAUACACUUAGAGAAUAUUUCAAAACUAGAAAACAAGUGAGUUCAUUAUCUUAUACCUUACAAAAUAAAAAUAAUAAUAUAAAAUAUAAGCAAAAUAAGUGGUAUAAACAUAUUACUGAUUUAGACGAUCGAAAUAAGAACAAAAUAUUAUGUUCAUUUGUUAAGAACAUUCUAAAAAUAGCUUUAUCUGAUAUAGAGUAUACAAUCAGAACCGUCUGUGAACGUAUAUUAAAAGAAGAAGGAAUAGAUGAAAUAACUAUAAAAAAGAGGGCUGAAUCAUUGAAUAAAUUAGGGUAUAUCAUUAGACAAAAUAUAUUAAGAUAUCACGAUAUUAAAAAAAUUAUAAAAAAUGAUACUCGAAACAUUGCUGCAAAUAUUGUCACAGAAAUAAACACAAUAAAUGAACUAUUAAAAUGA
Plasmodium reichenowi is the source of this 2275-nucleotide messenger RNA. Its product is annotated as ring-infected erythrocyte surface antigen 2. Lineage: Eukaryota; Apicomplexa; Aconoidasida; Haemosporida; Plasmodiidae. The annotation marks the transcript as partial. The transcript has a single exon. The record is from RefSeq and is a predicted model, not a curated record.